Orbicella faveolata is the source of this 6645-nucleotide messenger RNA. Its product is annotated as histone-lysine N-methyltransferase SETDB1-like. Gene Ontology annotation, biological process: negative regulation of gene expression; heterochromatin organization. The record is from RefSeq and is a predicted model, not a curated record. Gene Ontology annotation, molecular function: histone H3K9 methyltransferase activity; protein binding; zinc ion binding. Lineage: Eukaryota; Metazoa; Cnidaria; Anthozoa; Scleractinia; Merulinidae. Gene Ontology annotation, cellular component: nucleus.
GAAUGCCUUUUCCCAGAAAGCCCUACUCACAGCGUGCUUAGAAUAACCACAAUACUCUAUGUAGCAGUCGUUUAUUUGUAUAUUUUCUCACCAAUCUUAGAUCAAUCAUCUCUUCAUGCGUGUUGAAUUCUGAUUUGUUGUCCGAUUGUUUUCCUUGAGCAGCAGAUUGUCAGCGGUCUCGCUAGCGCAUAAAUGCGCGCCAAACUUUCACGCACACAAAUGGAGUCGCUUUGCUUUCACGCGAGGCUUAGAAAAUGAACUCCAGUUUUACUGUCAAUGUGAUGGGGGCUUUUCCAAACAAUGAGAGAUAACAGUUGCAGGGAGUCUUAACCUUUCUUUAAGGUUCAUGGGUGAAAUCGGAAUAAUGGUUUCGCGGCUACAACACGAGGGGUUCGAUUUGGAAGACAUGAUCGAUGAAGAGUUACGGGCGGCGGGCUUUUUGGAGCUCUGUGAAAGAACAACAAGAACUCUUUUGCAGAGGGCAGUUGCUGUGGAAGAAAGUCAUUCCAGUUUGAGAAGGCUCCUGGACUCCAUUGACACACAACUGAAAGAAUUGCAAGGCACCCUGCAGACACCAAGAGUAUUGGAAAAAGAUGUUGGAGACACUCCUCGGGUUGGCCAAGAUCAACAGGAAAAACAACAACAACAACAACAACCACAACCACAACCACAACCUGCGACUGUUAUUGUUAUUGAUGAUGAUGAGGCUGAGUUUGUUAAUGUUGCCGAUAUGUCUUGUCAAGCUACAUUUGAGGAUAUUGAAAGUGAAACUCGUGAUAGAGAAAAAGAGAAGACAUUGAACAGAAAUCAAAAUAGUUCAUCAACACCAAAACAGCAAACAGAACAAAGCGACAUUUUGAAAAGUUAUGUUCCCAUCAGACCUGCCCCUGUCAAGGAAUCAAUAAAUAACUCUGUUGUAUUACAGACUCCAACAUCAUCUGUACUUCAGCAAACAAUAAGUAAACAAUCAGAAGUUGUGGUGUCCCCUGUGACCAGUGCGGGGAAGACGCCUCCUGUGAUCUAUAGAACAUUGAAAUCACCGGUCGAAAGUGGGCUGCCUUUAUUACCACAGCGGGUGGCACUGAACUCAUCGCCACCUUCUCUUCCUGUUCAACAAGAAAUAUCAAGUCUCAAGUCUUCAUCAGCAGCGGCUUCUUCUCUUGUGUCUCCUGGUGACAACAAGUCAAGUACAACACCUUCUGUUACUCAACCAUCACCCGUGCAGACACCCACUACACAGGCAGGGCCAUCUUCCGCUGACAGAAAAGAUACAAUUGAAAAAGAAAAGAGUCCUCCUGCAGGUCCACCUAAGUUUGAGGUGGGUACUCGUGUCAUUGGUCAAAGGGCAGAUGAGCUGUGGUAUCCAGGUGUGAUAGAGAAGAUUUUGACUGACAAAAACUCCCACAAGACUAAGUUCAAGGUGAAGUUUGAGAAAGGGACAAGGGGUCUGCUGUCAUCUAAUCACAUCUCCCUGGAAUCAAACCCUAACCCUGCUGUGCUUAAUGUUGGAAGUCGUGUUGUAGGAAUAUAUGGCAAGCUUGAUGUUUUAUAUGCUGGUAUUGUUGCUGAGAAUGCUUGUGCUGAGAACAAGAACAGGUUUCUUGUGUUCUUUGAUGAUGGAUUUGCUCAGUACUUACCAGUCAAGAAACUUCACCAUGUUUACCACACAGGAAAGAAGGUUUGGGACGAAGUAGCUGAACAUUCUAAGGAAUUUAUACAGGAGUACUUGGAAGAAUUUCCAAAUCGACCAAUGGUGAAACUCAAAGUCCAUCAGUGGGUGAAAACGGAAUGGAGAGGUCAAUGGUUGAAAGCAAAAGUGAUGCAGCUGGACUGCAGUUUAGUUAAGAUGUUGUUCCAGAUUGAUAAUCGUUCUGAAUGGCUUUACAGAGGGUCCACAAGAUUGGAGCCUCUUUACAGUGCCUUGGUCGAUGGUAAAAUUUCUACUGCAAGGAAAAAGAGGUCUCGCAAACUCACUCGAGGUGCUUCAGGGAAGACCCAAGAACCUUUCAUUGACUACAGUAUCACGAAGCCGUGUUUCGGUAUUUCACCGUACAGCAAGAGUGAUCCUCAAGGUGAACAGCAGAGAAAGCUGGAGGAAAAACGGCAACAGACGCAGCUUGAAACACAAAGACAGCAAGAGCAACAAGAACAGUUGAGAGAUGAGAACAAGAAGUUGUCCACCACAACACCAUCGGCCCCACCUGCUUCAACAUCAAGUGACAACCCAUCAACUGUAACAGCCUCUAGCACUGUAACGUCUGCUGCAGACACUGUCAGGAGGCCAUCCAGCGACUCGGGCCUUGCAUCUGAUAGUAGGGGGAUUAGUGACUCGUCUGCGUCAAGAACAGAGGGUUUAGGACCCAGCAGUAAACAAAACAGGGACUCAGUCAGUGGAACUGGUUCUGGAACACAAGCAUCAGCAGGACCAUUCCAGUUGACUUCCGCAAGACAACUCUCCACCCCUGCUGGACGGGGCAAUGUUACUGAUGGUCAAUCAAAGACUGGGUGCAAAGACGGUCACUGCUCAAACCUCCCUGGCUCUGGUCGAAAAUAUACUGCUGGUGGCAAAAAUACCGACAGUGGAGGGUGCGACAACGGUUCUUGUAGCACAGAUAGUUCUAUGUCUGUUAUUCAGGCCAGUACUGCAAGGAAAAAGAGCAGUGCAGGAUUAGUCAUUCCGAAAGAUCAUUUACAAAGACCUAAUGGCAUUGAAGUGAUUGACUUAGAUGGAGAUGGUACGGCGACGAUGCUUCACAUUCCUACAGUGCCAGAUCAGAUCAUGGAUUCUCUGACAGCGCACAAGAAUGAGCAUUUAGGUCCUAACAUGGAUGAGUCGAUCCUGGAUGAACUUUACAAUACGUGGGAAGCUCCAUGGUUACGAGCGAACCGACGUGACGUCAGAAGCACGGGCUAUAAUCGAGUCCCAGCCUUCCAAUUCCCAACUAACAACCGGAGGAAACAGGACGUGGCAUCGCUGAUCGAAGAAAGACUGAAACAGAACGAUGCGGGCAACUUUUCUGGGGGACAGUGUGAGACUCCUGGGCUGCCUGUGCUAAGCAAACCAGCUCCUAAAGGGCCUCACAAAUGCAACAACUCGUGCAAUCCACCGUUAAGUUUAAAAGAAGGAGAAAGCGUGAAGCACAAUCCGAGAUCGAUCCCUCUACUGUUGAAGUGGAAAAGAGAAAUUGCUCAGCGUCACCCUGGCAACAAAAAGACUGUCUAUUACCGUACUCCGUGCAACAAAAGGCUGAGGUCUAUGUUGGAGGUGGCUAGUUACUUGACGAUAACAGAAGCUGACAAUGUGUCCAUAGAUCAGUUCACAUUUGAUCCGGAUAUCUCUUGUCAAGAUACUGUCUUCCGAGAUGUGGAACCCAUAUGUCCUGACAUAUCGCGCGGUGCAGAAGCCGUUCAAAUCUCGGUUGUCAAUGAAGUGGAUACGUGUUUUCCUCCACCAAUCGACUACGUCUCCAGACGAAUUCUAGCUGAUGGAGUGAACAUGGUUCUGGACCCAGGCUUCUUGGCGUGUUGUGACUGCACGGACAACUGUCAGGAUAAGUCCAAGUGCUCAUGCGCGCAGUUGACCAUCCAGGCAUCUGCUGCAGUUGGAGGCAAAGAGGAUCCCACCAUUGGCUAUGAGUAUCGCAGGCUCAGGGAAGGUGUGCAAACAGGGAUUUACGAGUGCAAUCAGAACUGCGCGUGCGGAAGCCAGUGUUUCAACCGAGUUGUACAAAACGGCAUCCAGCUGCGAUUACAAGUCUUCAAGACAGAAAACAGGGGAUGGGGACUGCGAUCUCUGGAUGACAUUCCUAUGGGAACCUUCGUCUGUACGUAUGCUGGGCAAAUUCUGAACGAGGACAUGGCUAACAAGGAGGGAAGAGAUUUUGGAGACGAGUAUCUUGCGGAGUUGGACCAUAUCGAGGUCGUGGAAAAAGCCAAGGAAGGCUACGAGUCCAAUGUGUCGGACCUUGAGGAAGAUGACAGUGUUAUUUAUCAGACGCUGGGCGCCGACAGCAGUUCUUCAGCCAGUGCUUCAGGAAAUAGCGGCGAAAGUUCGUUAUCAGAAGAUGAAUCUUCGGAAGUGGAUUCCUUAUUGAGUGAGGAGAGUUACAGUUCAGGCCGAAACUCGAGGCACGGUGAUAGUGAACAUAACAGCCACAAAUCAUCCAGGAGAAACAAGCGAAAGAGAUCUGGAAAGAAAAGCGAAAAGAGAAAACGCGGUGUACAAGGAGAGGAAACGUUGAUGGUUGAAAGAGAGUCUAAAGCUCACUGUUUAUCACACCUUGCGGAUGAAAAAUGGUGUUACAUAGCAUUAAAGCGUAACCAUGACGACCAGAAGCUUGCAGCCGCCUUCUUGAAAAAGAUGACGGGUGAAGGGAGUGGAAAGAUUAGUGUCCAGUCAGGCGCGGAAACCGUCGUGAUGACAAAAGAAGCUGUAGUAAAAAGGGAUGAAAAAAAUGUGAAAGAUGCGGAGAGUGUUAAGCAGUUGAGAGAUGACGAAGAAAAGAACAUCAGUCAGAGCAGUGACUUUGAUUUCGAUGAAGUCGACGAGUCGUUUUGCCAGAAAAUGCGGGACAACACCUCCCAGGACAUACCAGUAGACAACGAGGCAGAUACGGCGAGGAUUAUAACGGACAAGGACGAUACACACAAGGGCAGACCUGCUUAUUCUGCAGGAGGAAACGAUAUGAAAAUUAUUGUGUUAACGAGCGAUACAGAAGCUGAUGUUGAAGGAAUUUCAACAUUCAAAGAUAGAGACUUACAUUCAGCUUCUCAGAAAACAGAUCUCCAGCCUCAUAUCAAACAUGGAAGGGUUACGCCCGAACCGGUCGAACCAGAAAAACCUGAUAAACAGGAUAAAUCAGAGAGCUCUGCAAAACCGGUUGAGGAUUCGGAUUCUGCGCCUUCUCUCAUCUCCGCAGAAGAUCUCUCUAAACUGGCUGCGAAGAACACGACAGUGGCGGACGAACCGCCUGUAUUAACUAAAAUGAAUCCCACUCGUCGGGUUUCAAACACGCUAGAGGACAUGAUUUCACGGUUAACUAAACGCGUUCUCACGGCUCAUCCGUCUUCUUCGGACUCUAGUGUGAAUGGAACGGAUGGGCCGACGCCAAUGGACUUAGACCAGUCGAUUGCGGAUGAUGUCGACAAAAGUUCGACUGAAAAAUCCCCCAGCGUAGAAAAUACUUUGGGUAUUCGGGUUGAACCUAUAUCGGAGCCUUCAUCUCCAGAGACAGAAAACAUGGAUUCUUUUCCGCCUUCGCCGUCUAGUUUACGUUCGGACGUUUCAAAGCCCGAGUCUUUAGACCGGAAGUCGGAGAUUUCAACCGGAAGCUCUAAACGAAGCACUGGAGUGUCAAAGCCGCCGGCGAAAAAGUUAAAAACUAACAAGCCCAAGAUUCACUACUCUCGUUCUCAACCCACUAGCACCAGUCCUUCGAUAAAAGCCUCACCCAACACUCCCUCGCCCUCACGCCCCUCUCUGUCACGCCAGUCCUCUGCUAGCAGCAAGAGACUGAGCACGAGGUUGAUGUUUGGAGAAGAGCAUUGCUACGUCAUCGACGCAAAGGCUUACGGGAACUGUGGGCGAUAUUUAAAUCAUAGCUGCUCGCCAAACCUGUUUGUCCAGAAUGUGUUUGUAGACACUCAUGACCUCCGAUUUCCUUGGGUGGCGUUCUUCACUCAACAAAACGUUGCAGCUGGAACCGAGCUAACCUGGGACUACGCGUACGAAGUGGACAGCGUCAAAGGCAAAGUUUUACACUGCUACUGUGGGUCGGCGGAGUGUCGUGGUAGAUUGCUGUGAGCUCAUCGUUGUCUUGAACAGCGGUAAACCGCUUUAGGAGCGUGAAGUUUCCACUUCUCGGCCCUUUGUGCACGAAAUCGCUCAUACCUCGCUACUGUGUGACGUGCCCUAGCCUUUGAUUUUUGACUGACCAUUGCGUUAUCAACGAUAAGAGUUACAUUUUUAUGUCAAGUUGCCCAUUUUAUUUAAUUGGCAACUGGUUAUUCUCCGAGCAAGGACUGCUGCCCUUAUUCGUACGUGAUUUUCAUGAAGACAACGCCAUGCAGAAAAAUGGAAAGGGAAGAGGGAGAGUGUCCUCCAAUCUCCUCUCUUCUGUGAGUUUUUACGAAACUUUGUGCCGGACGCUUCAAUUCAAAUGUGAUUUGUCAAUUUUUCACUUUUAAACCUGUAGGGACGUUUUCAUACUCGUACAUCAGAAAGUUUGUUCGCGUUUAAAUUAUUGUUAUUAUGGAAUCACCCGAUUGUUCGCGUUUAUUUUCUCUCCUGCGCCAAUAUAGUAUCUCCCCUCUGAUUUUCUUCUUUCUUGUUAUAACUCCUUCCUCUAGUCUUGCAAAUUGUGCAAGCGGAAACAUAAAACCGCGCGGCGAUCUUUAUCCGCGUCAAGUGAAGACUGGAGACUACUUUAAGUAUGGCUAAGUAAUUUCCAAUCAAAUUAUCGAGGUAUAACAUUUUAUAGAAAACAUCGCUUUUGUGAUACGCCAGUUUAGAUUUGUAUACUGAUCGUUUUGUGAAAAUAUGGCAAGAGUACUUGUUUUUAUCGUGAUGGGCGCUUGUUUUAUUGAACUCUGGAACACUUUUAAACUAAUAAAGCGCCCCGGAGACUCUUCGAGGGUUUGUGUAGC